This is a messenger RNA of Arctia plantaginis, 465 nucleotides long. NCBI's taxonomy places the organism in Eukaryota, Metazoa, Arthropoda, Insecta, Lepidoptera, Erebidae. The record is from the annotation of a GenBank genome assembly.
AUGUGUAAACAUUUUACAGGAAGCAUGUGGUUGUUUGAGGAUAUAGAAAGUGAUAUUUUAACAGGUCACUGGCUCUUGAAAUUGAUUCUGGGCAAACUAUACGCAGCUCUAGGUCGCCGCGGAGGUCGGAUCGUUGCAAGCGAUAUGCAGACCGGUUCAGCGUCAUUCCGAGUGCAAGCUUUAAUGCCAGUUGCUGAGAGCUUCAAAUUCGCACUCGAACUGAGAACUAACACCUCUGGUCUAGCCGCGCCUCAAAUGUUGUUCAGUCAUUGGGAGACGAUCGACAUCGAUCCAUUUUGGAAACCACGCACCGAGGAAGAGUACCUACAUUGGGGCGAGAAGUGGGACGGCGUUAAUCGAGCUAAGGCCUACAUGGACUCAGUACGAGCACGGAAGGGGCUAGCCACUGACAAACAGCUGGUACAGCACGCCGAGAAACAAAGAACUCUUUCAAAAAAUAAAUAA